This is a messenger RNA of Plasmodium coatneyi, 2427 nucleotides long. RefSeq lists its product as uncharacterized. The record is from RefSeq and is a predicted model, not a curated record. The coding region runs from base 1 to 2427 and encodes 808 amino acids. NCBI's taxonomy places the organism in Eukaryota, Apicomplexa, Aconoidasida, Haemosporida, Plasmodiidae. The transcript has a single exon.
AUGGGGGAGGGACACUCAAAGAAUACCCUGAACUACGGUUGCCUGAGCGAGGAAGAUGUAGAAAAAAUAAGAAAAAAAUUUAACCUAAACAAAAAGGAAAUAAACGAGCGGGUCAGAACCUUAGAUUUUAUAUACGUGUAUCCUCACAUCUUGAGGCCCUACAUUGCCCUUGUACUUCCCUCCUUCCAUGAAGUGUUGAGAAGAACAAACAAGAAAAGUGAAAACGGGGUGAAUAAUUAUGGAUUGAAUUAUGCCCUAAAUAUCCUUUUCAACAAAAACAGUAAAAAAGUGAAAAAUGAAAUAUCCCUGCAGGAUAUUAUAAAUAUACUGUCCUAUAUUCGUACAGUCAAAACGAGAGUUCUUGUGAGGAUAUUAUUCAGGACCUUUUUAAAGUACACAAUAUCGAAAAGAAACAGCCGCAGUAUCAAUAGCCAGUCGAGAAAAUUGAAAAACGCGGAAGAGAACGAAGAGGGAGAUAAUGAAAAUGGCAUAGAGAGGGUCUCCCUCAAGGAGGAUGACAGUAAGAGUGAACAAAAAGGGGACACACCCUCUUGCGCGUUGAAAAGCAGCAGGGGGGAGGAACCCAGUGAAAGAAUCUGCACAAAUGAGGAUGUGACUCAUGAGGAAGAGGGGGUAGACCCAGAUGGGGAGUUAGAUCACCACCGAGGGGGUGCCUCCUACGUGGGGGCUAAUCCCCCAAAUGGAGAGAACGAUGUCGACGCGGAUAGCGAUGAUGAGAUUUCCCCGGGGGAAGGAGAUCUUGAAGGUCGAGAUCGCAACUCUUUCGAGUUCGUCCUCUCAGACUCAAAUGUAAACAUAAUAAACAAAAAUAAAAAAAAAGAAAGAAAUUACAAAUUUAUAAAUGAUAAUAUAUUUUUUCUGGACAAACAUAAACUAAAGAAUCAGUACCCAAGAAACUACAUGAUGAAGGAUUUGAUAUCCGUGGAGGAAGCCAUGCACCAUCUGUUCACCUACAUUUAUAUUGAGCAACUAUACAUACUAUGCUCAAAUAGCACCCUUUUUAAGCUAACAAAUAGGAACCCUAUGCCGGAAAAUAAAAGCAACUUCCUAAAACACUCGACAACCAGUAUCUAUGAUGAUAUAGGAGCGAUGAAAAGAAAAAACAGUUGGGAUAUGGCAUAUUUUUUUAAUGAACUGUUUUAUUCUCUCGAGGCAAAUUUAGACUUCCGAAAUAUUAUCACUGGGUUUAGGCUUUUUGUAAACUCGAUCGAUAAUAAUAAGCACUCCAUAUACUCGCUGGCCAUUGAAUACAUUAGCUCGACGUUCACAGUUUUGAGUGGGAACUAUGCCAACGCGACGUUUAAGCAUUUUAUGGACAAUGAAAAUAUCUUGCCGGGGGAAUCAGGAGGGAAGAAGGGGGACGAUCCAAACGGGGAAAACGGGACAAAUGAUGACAAAAGAGAAGACGAAUUCGAAAAUUUAAACGACAUGUGCAUCAACAGCAUAGAACUAAUACACACUAUAUAUACGAACAUGAAAAAGAGCGAAAUUAAGAAAAAAAAAGAAAAAAGUGAACAGGAUGAAAAAAGAAGCAAGCUGUAUGAAGACAAAUACGCAAAGUCAUCUUCCAUAGUGGAAAUACAAAAAGCAACAAACGACUGGAGAGGAUUAUUUUUAAAUAAAACAAGUAAAAUAUUAACAGACGAAAUUAUUUUCACCUUGCGACAGUGCUCCCCAUGUUUCACGAACAACGCAUGGUUUAGACUCUAUGCCUCAUGGAAACAAGGCACAAGUUUCAACCGAUUUAUUAGCUCCCUUUUUUAUUAUGAAUCCCCAAUUGUUAUUGUAAUCAAGACAAAGGAUAAUCAAAUUUUGGGAGCUGUCUGUACUACCCCCUUGAAGGAUUCUCACCUCUUCCAGGGUUCAUCCAACGAUUUCUUAUUUUCAGCUCAUCCCGUUUUUAGAGUUAUAAGGUCAAAUCAGUUUGGCACAAAUUAUGUCUAUUUGAAUAGCAAAAACUCGUUUUAUCCAAAGGGUUUAGGAUUUGGAGGAAGAACCGAGUGUUUCCGAUUAUUUCUGAGUGAUGAAUUUAAAGACUCCUACUGUACGCAGUCGGAUUAUACAUAUAAGAGUGGUCACCUCUACUUCCCCCAUUAUCAGAAGGAGAGGCGUGCCGGUCGAAACGUGAAUAACAAACGCUCGGCGUAUGAUGAGGAUGAUGAAGACGACGAUGAUAAUGCGGAUAGAUUCCUUUAUAAACUGUCCAUCAAUGAGGUGGAAGCUUGGGGAUGUGGUGACGUGAAGGCACUUGAACAACAAGCCGUCAUGCAACAGAAGGAAGAGGCGUCUAAACAGGAGAGAUCAACUGAUAAGUCCAAAAUUGUACAGAACAGUUUCGACAAGGAGUUUCUGCUGCCCAAGGUAUUCGUUGGGGGGAAGUACGAAGAGCUGUCCCCAGAUAAGUAA